CUAAUAAACGUCAGUUGAGCUUCGUCCAUCGAUCUGCUUUCCUAUGAUAUACUCUCUCCGCAUGUGCCAAUGACUAGUUCUUGGUACGUCCCUGAAUUCAGCCUCCGGCAAAAUUCAAAGAACGGUAGGCCGGUUAAAAUGAUGGGGGCAAACUGUCGUUCUCCAACUACAUCAUUAUCAAAACCUCGAGUUGCUUCAUGAUUCUCAGCCUUGAAUUUCAUUUGCCUCGUUGGUCACCGCUUCUUGACGUUGUGAUCUGCCCCUGUUCUCGCCUGCCUUGACUUCCCACAAACAUCUUGGAUUGCACUUGCCGACCCCAAAAAGAGUCAUGUCGUCAGAAUCCAACUUCUCCUUCCUACCACAGGGAGCCAUCAUCCAAGAAUUCAAAGUCGCUGGCCAUAACAUCGUCUUGGGCUAUCCCCACCCAGAACCGUAUGCGACAUCGCCAUUCUUUGGAGAAACGAUUGGUCGGAUUGCGAACCGUAUUGGCAAUUCUGAAUUUGAGCUUAACGGCAAAACUUACAAGUUGCAUGCCAAUGAGGGCACAUCUCAUCUCCACGGCGGAAAGCAGGGCUGGGGUAAGAAGCAUUUCGACGGCCCGAAACCCGUCAAUCGACACGGCAAGGAGAGUGUGCUCUUCACCUAUACAUCACCCGAUGGCGACGAAGGAUACCCUGGUACCGUGGAACUGAAAGUCUGGUAUACUGCUGGGACCGAAUCAGAGGAUGGUGUAUCGAAAACUGUUCUCCAGACAGAGUAUGAAGUAGAACUGGUUGGUUCGGAAUGUGAAGAGACGAUCGUCAAUGUCACCAACCAUGGGUACUUCAACAUCGGCGAUGGCCCUACCAUUGAAGGUACGGAAGUGACGCUACACACUUCGAAGUACUUGGUCGUGGAUGAUAAGAACAUCCCCACUGGUAAAAUUGAAGAUUUUCCGGGUGUGCAGGCAGGGAAGAUGUUUGUCCUUGGUCCUGUAGAGCCUGAUAUCGACCACUGCUUCGUGGUGGACACCGACACCAAGGAUCUUCCCCUGGAUACUCGGGAACGUCCAUUGAAACCUCUGAUCAGUGUUGCGCACCCCAACACCAACUUACAUCUCGACAUCCUCUCGACAGAGCCAUCCUUUCAGUUCUACACCGGCAAACAUAUCAAUACCACAGCCACUGCGGGCACACCUGCACGAGGAUCGCGGGCGGGCUUCUGCUGUGAAGCCGCGCGAUUCAUUGGCGCUGUGAAUGUGCCUGAGUGGAGGAAUCAGGUCAUACUGAAACGUGGUCAAGUUUGGGGCGCCAAAACCGUCCACAAGGCUUGGAAAGCAUAGUCAGACGACGCAGCUGGAUAGACGGAGACCAUGUCGGCUCGGUACAUGAGUGCUUCGCCCACCCUAGUGUUCUUGGUCUUCACUUCGUCGCGCGU
Exophiala viscosa is the source of this 1416-nucleotide messenger RNA. Its product is annotated as aldose 1-epimerase. The record is from RefSeq and is a predicted model, not a curated record. Gene Ontology annotation, molecular function: carbohydrate binding; aldose 1-epimerase activity. Lineage: Eukaryota; Fungi; Ascomycota; Eurotiomycetes; Chaetothyriales; Herpotrichiellaceae. Bases 329 to 1321 code for a protein of 330 amino acids. The transcript is spliced from 2 exons. Gene Ontology annotation, biological process: beta-D-galactose catabolic process via UDP-galactose, Leloir pathway; glucose metabolic process.